Molecule: messenger RNA, 1347 nt
Organism: Ananas comosus (pineapple)
Lineage: Eukaryota; Viridiplantae; Streptophyta; Magnoliopsida; Poales; Bromeliaceae
Exons: 2
Coding region: 601-1329 (242 amino acids)
Source: RefSeq, a predicted model, not a curated record
CCCUGCAGUUCGCAAUUUAGUCCCUGCAGACUUACAAUGCACUCCCUGCACUAACCAGAACCUGGCAGCAGCAAUUUGAAGCCUUUGUCGCGCAUCUAAUUCAUUCCGAGACCACUUAAACACUUCCAAGACGUACUAACACACUUCCACAAGUUAUCAAAUUAAUUUGAAAGCAAUUAAUUUUCAAUUUUGUAUUAAUUUGAUCAUUUUGACCAAAUCGACUAAAAAUUUCAGCUUUGGAGUAGCAAUAGCAAUUGGAGGUCUUUAGCCACUCCAAUUCCAUUCUUAUCUAUUCUCACAUUUUCAAAACCUGUCACUUGCUGUUCUCAAGCUAAUAAUUAAAUUCAGAAACAUUUAAUUUCCAUUUUAGCAUUAUUGUGACCACUUUGAUCACAAUUAGCCUCUAAUCAAAUUUCAACUUAUUACAAUAUACCAAUUCACGUGGAGACCAUCCGUCGCUUCACAUCUCAGGGGUGGCCAGAUGAGGAUUGGGCCCACUUUCAUUCUGCACACAUCGAGAGAUGGGGACAGCGAUUACAGGCUACUAUUGACCAACAUCCGAUUGUCGGUGAUGACCCGGUUCAGGCGACAUCGAUUUAUAUGGAGUGGUAUUGGCAGAUCACGAGAAGAUGGAUUUCUCGUCCAGUACAGCGUCCACCAUUGACUUACCAGCCUCGCGGCCAGAUCGAGAGAGCUUUGGUGGACGCAUUACGACAGGCUCAAAUGGGCAUCAGAGGGCUAGUUCAUGAUCGACCUUCUUACGAUGCGAUGGUAGAGACAUUGACGAGCAUGGAUGUCCAUAUUGAGUCAGUACUGGAGUACAUUCCUUCCAUACCUGUCGCCGCUGAUGUUGGAGGUCGAGAUUUUGGUCAACCCUCGACAUCGGGUCAUCACAGGAGACACUCACCGACAUCUACUGUAUCAUACUCGAGAUCGAGCCUACGAGUGUCACGAUCUCCAUCUCCUAGUGAUGUUGCAGAUAUACUCGCCGCCCCUUCAAGAUUUCCUUCCUUGCCAUUGGACUUGGACUCGCUUCCGCCGCCAGUUUCUCGAGAGCACUUUAGAUUAGUCUACUCUCGACGUCAUGCCGCGUCAUCAUCACAGGUCCGCCCAGCAUCUACACCGGCCACUAUCGAGGGUGAUCGACCUGAGUCAGAGGAGACUCAGGCGGUUCCGGAGCAUCCCGAGGGCAUUAUCAUUGCGGAUCUCGAUCAGAUGGCCGGUAUCGAGGCUCUUGAUGACGUACCUAUUGCUGAGCUUGAUGUACAGGGUGGCCGUAGACGUGGACGUGGCCGAGGACGUCGAGGGAGAGGAAGAUCGAGAGACUGAUUGUAUUUUUUUUAUUUA